CACAGAACUCAUGCAUGUAAGCAAGAGAUGCUUUAUUCAACCCCAAACAUUUACAUUUUAACAACCAACUAACUCAUACACCACGCUAUUCUUAGUACAAAGUGGUAGUAGCGCCAUUUCCGCCCAUCCACACGACCCUUAUUCUCAGCCAAAUUUGUUGACAAUCAAGUGGCAAUAUUACGGUUGCACCUUAACUACUAAUAGUACCAUUAGCACCAUAUAAAUCAUGUCAUUACAAAAGUUAACUGCUGAGUUGUACCAGUCAUUUGAGCAGGGUAAUUACGAGCAAUGUCAAAAGCUCUUACCUCCCAUUCGAAUUGAGUUAAUUAAACAUAAUUUAUUAGUUCCAUUAUUAAAUAAUACUACCACUAAGAAUCAAAUUAAUGAUUUAAAAAUCAGUCAACGAAUUCUUGAAAUAGGAGUCUUAAGUUCUUUAUUAACCAAUAAUUACACCGGGUUUGAGAAUUUCUUUUCUCAAUUAAAACCAUUUUAUCUCAAUAAAAAGUUAUAUCAUAAACAUGAAUUGAAUACUGAUACCACAAAAAUCAUAUCAUUAAAUCUUUUAUAUCUUUUAUCAAAGGGUUUAAUCUCCAAUUUUCAUAUUGAAUUAGAAAUAAUUUUCAAUUCAGAUCAAUAUAAUAUUGAACAAGACAAAUAUUUACAAUUCCCCAUUAAUUUAGAACGAAAUCUAAUGGAAGGAAAUUAUAUCAAAAUUUGGAAAUUAUUAAAUCAAAAGACAAAUUUACCAUGUAUUGAAUAUGAGCAUUUCAUAGAUACUUUAAUUCAUGCAUUAAGAUUUGAAAUUUCAAAAUCUAUUGAUAAAACCUAUAAAUUCUUACCUAUCAAUAACUGUAAAAAUUUAUUAUACUUCCCACAAGAACUUUCUGAUAGUGAAUUUGAGAAAGCUUUGUUUGAAGAAUUUGGUAUAAACAACUGGAGACUUGAAAACGGUAAUAUAUACUUUGAUAAAUCUGAUGGUGAUAUUGAUUUAGAAGGUGAAGAAGAAUCUCAAGAACAUGCCGUCAUUAAGAAUGUAUUAGGUUAUUCAGAACAAAUUGAAUCUAUUGUUUAAUGAUAUAUAUGAUAUAGACUCGUAAAUUAAUCUUAAUAUUAGAUAUAUAUAACUAU
Scheffersomyces amazonensis is the source of this 1128-nucleotide messenger RNA. Its product is annotated as proteasome regulatory particle lid subunit. Lineage: Eukaryota; Fungi; Ascomycota; Pichiomycetes; Serinales; Debaryomycetaceae. Gene Ontology annotation, cellular component: proteasome regulatory particle; cytosol; nucleus. Gene Ontology annotation, biological process: proteasome-mediated ubiquitin-dependent protein catabolic process. The transcript has a single exon. Bases 227 to 1072 code for a protein of 281 amino acids. The record is from RefSeq and is a predicted model, not a curated record.